This is a messenger RNA of Anarrhichthys ocellatus (wolf-eel), 1179 nucleotides long. Its product is annotated as rho GTPase-activating protein 27-like. Gene Ontology annotation, cellular component: cytoplasm. NCBI's taxonomy places the organism in Eukaryota, Metazoa, Chordata, Actinopteri, Perciformes, Anarhichadidae. The record is from RefSeq and is a predicted model, not a curated record. Gene Ontology annotation, biological process: signal transduction; regulation of GTPase activity. Bases 531 to 1052 code for a protein of 173 amino acids. The transcript is spliced from 4 exons.
GUAUGUCUCUCGCUGUCUCUCUGUAUGUGUGUCUCAAAUGAACCCUUACACAUAAAGGUUUACUAUUAUGGUUGAUAAAUAUGGUCAUCACACGUCUCUCACUCGUAGCUCUGCUGAAGUCUCUGUCCUACUGGAGAGCAAUUACUGCUUUUGUUCCUUUACAGUUUCUGUGUGGACUUCACAAUAGUUGUGCAGAACAAAAUAAGUCCGUUUUGUGUCCAUCGUCCUCAAAGCCACAAGCUGUGACCUCAGACGUCGUAGGUCUGAUACCUCCGCUCACUAAUCACUUCAAUCACAGCUGCUAGUAAAGACAACAUGGUCAGCAACACCUGUAAUCAUCAUGUUUAAUUAAGCUGCUAGUCGAUCGGUAAUCAAGGCUGUUUGUGAUCUUACAGUAAAAGGUCAUGUGAUCGGGGAUGACACGUGACACGUAACAAAACAUGUGUUUUCAAAUCACUGUGAUAUAGCUGUGACAUGGCUGUGACAUGGCUAUGACAUCGCUGUGACAUCACUGUGACAUCACUGGUUUGAUGUUUCAGGAACAGGACCACGUGUCGGAGGACGAGGACGAAGCUGCUUCAGACAAAGAGGACAAAGACAGGAAGAGGACGACCACUAGCAGUUCCUCUGGUUCCUCUGACUCUGAGCAGAGACGUGUCCGGACUAAACUGCGUCGUUUCCUCCAGAGGAGGCCGACGCUGCAGAGCGUCAAGGAGAGAGGAUACAUCAGAGACAACGUGUUCGGGUGUCACCUGGAUAUACUCUGUCACCGGGAGAACAACACCACUCCCAGGUUCAUGGAGAAGUGUAUCAGAACUGUGGAGAGGAGAGGUCUGGAUGUGGACGGGAUCUACAGAGUGAGUGGAAACCUGGCUGUGAUCCAGAAACUGAGACACAAAGCUGAUCAUGAGGAUCAGCUGGACCUGGAGGACGGACAGUGGGAGGAGAUCCAUGUGAUCACUGGAGCUCUGAAGCUUUUCCUGCGGGAGCUUCCAGAACCGCUGUUUCCCUUCAGCUGCUUCGACAAGUUCAUCGCUGCCAUCCGUCAGUAAACCACCGGUCCUCCAUCGGAGACUGAGACUGGGGGACAUUACAACCACUAAGACUGGGGGACAUUACAACCACUAAGACUGGGGGACAUUACAACCACUAAGACUGGGGGCCAUUACAACCACUAAG